AUGCACGACAGGCCUCCAGAGCUCCACGUAUCGGCGCUCUCACCGACAGAGUUCCGCGCGUACACGCGAUACCUGGACCUCUUGGCCCUCGCGCAGGCCCGCGAGGGUGACGGUGGCCUUGAUGCCGACGGUAGCGUCCGUUUUGAUCGCGACAUUGUGCGCGACUUUGCCGUCGAGCGCCUCGAUGUGCCCAGCGCGGUCGUCAAUGACGUCCUCGAGCUCGUUCCCGGAGAUGGGAGACUUGCUGCCAACCAGGUUUACGCCGUCCUCCGCCUCCUCGCGCAUGUCGCGCCUGUCAACCCACGCUCACCGCGCUCACCACGCACGCCGCGUCCUCCCCCAAGGCGCUGGACGUCGACCUCGUCUUUGUGCCUACAAAGUCUGGCGGCUGCAGCAGCAAGCGAGGGGGUCCGGUCGCGCAGGGAAGACUCCGUGCUCGAGGUCAUCCGCAGCUCGUCGGCUGCUGUUCACGGCAACCCGGCUUCAGGAGCCUCGGCGCCACCGCCGCCGGGCCGACGCGAUAUCAUCGAAACUGUGACCCGUGCUGUACGCGAGUCUGAAGUCGACUGUCUGCCCCCACCACAGCGUGUCCCAUCCGGUACGCGUCCCAAGACAAUGCCCUCCACCAGCCCCAGCAGCUCGGGUGCCUUCAACAUGUCGGCCGACCAGUAUCGCCAAAAGCAUCCUGGACUCAAGACAUGGUCCACCGUUGGACUGCUGAGCGACAAGCCUCUCCGUUCCAGCUUUGCCCUCAUCAUCCUCAACGUUUCCAUUCCCCGCAAGGACGCCCUGCUCCGCGCUUGGGCGUCGAGUACACUGCGGUUCUGUGCCGAUGGCGGAGCUAACCGGCUCUACGACGCCCUCGACCCCGACGAGCGCGCGUCCAUGUUGCCAACCAUGAUCAAGGGCGACCUCGAUAGCCUUCGGCCUGAUGUGCGUGCGUACUACACGGCCCGUGGUGUCGCCAUCAAGCGCGACCCAAGCGAAUACGCCACCGACCUCAUGAAGUGCAUGGAGGAGGUGGAGAGCAUCGAAUCGGCUUCUGGCAAGCACUUUUCGCUCCUCUUCUUUGGCGGCCUGAGCGGUCGCCUUGACCAGACCGUGCAUACCAUGUCGAUCCUGUUCAAGCUUCGCAGUACGCGCAGGGACACGUUUGUGAUCAGCGACGACUCGCUCGCUUGGGUUCUCGACACUGGCGUGCACCUCAUCGAAGUCGACCACGCUACCAUGGGCCAGACGUGCGGCAUUCUCCCCGUCGGCGUAAACGAAGCGUUCGUCCGCACCGAGGGUCUCAAGUGGAACCUGGACUGGGUCACCUCUCUCGGCGGUGACCUGAGUACUUCCAACCAUCUCCUCCCGUCUGAACCGGCCGUCCUGCUCGAGACCACGGCGCCAGUGUUCUGGACCGUCGAGAUCUCUGCGCCUCUCUCCCUCCCAAACAUGCGCUCUCCGCUCUCGCCCGCCGACGAGAUUUCUCGCGGCGUCAAGGAGCUUGGAGUUGGGUUUGUCCGCGCGGCUGGCAACGUCGGUAGGCGGUUGAGCAGGCAAGGUGUGCCGCAAAGUCUGUCGUCGACUGCCAACGGCGACAGGGCCGUUUCGGAUUCAUACUGGGAGCAGCACCGCGAGCAGCGUGAGCAGCGCGCCCAGGUCGGGGAUCAUGAGUGGUCACGGGAAAGGGAGCGCCGCGAGCGUGUGGCCUUGGUUAGUACCGACCACGACAGCGACUACGGUAACGGGCACGGGCACGGAGGCAGGGAUACCGAGCCCGAUGGGUAUGCUCUGCUGGAUUAG
Molecule: messenger RNA, 1791 nt
Organism: Apiotrichum porosum
Lineage: Eukaryota; Fungi; Basidiomycota; Tremellomycetes; Trichosporonales; Trichosporonaceae
Exons: 4
Coding region: 1-1791 (596 amino acids)
Biological process (GO): thiamine metabolic process; thiamine diphosphate biosynthetic process
Molecular function (GO): ATP binding; thiamine diphosphokinase activity; thiamine binding
Source: RefSeq, a predicted model, not a curated record